Molecule: messenger RNA, 1892 nt
Organism: Caenorhabditis sp. 36 PRJEB53466
Lineage: Eukaryota; Metazoa; Nematoda; Chromadorea; Rhabditida; Rhabditidae
Source: the annotation of a GenBank genome assembly
AUGCUGGUCCUUUUCUACUCGUUCCUCGGCGGAUUCAUUUUCGAUCGCAUCGAAACUCAUGCUCACGCGGAGAUGAAACAGACCGAAAGGAUCAACAGAACGGCCUGUGUCACUCAUGUACGUUUCUUCGCAUCAUAAUCAUAUUCGGGAUAUGUUUUUCUCCGAAUAAUUCAAUUUUGUGCGAAUUAUUCGUUCUUCUUUUUGUAGCUCCUUCAUUCGAUCCACAGAUGGACCCGGAAUCAUACUCAUCAGACUUUGUUGGCAGAUCACAUUGCGGACUGUUUCGAACCUGAAAAGUAUGAAGAGAACAGGAAGCAAAUCAGGAUGUUACACUGUUUUUUAGAGACGAGAGAAGCGAAUGGAACUUUGUGACUGCUACGUUGUAUGGCUUUGGAAUUGUGACAACUUUAGGUACAGAAAAGAUCUUUGUCGCAAAACUCUUAAAAUUCUUGUAGGGUAUAACAGAAUCGCACCAAUCACGUUUACGGGCAGAAUGUUCUGUAUAUUGUAUGGAAUAUGCGGAAUUCCAGUCACGAUGAUAAUCAUAGCAAACGUUGGUCAGUAUCUGAACAACUUUGCAGGAGAUUCGAGGCGGAAGGUAUUCUGAAACUCUGAGCUGUCUCUGAAACUUGAAGCUUUACAGAUUGAAGCUUAUAGGCAGCAGAGGAGAAUGUCAAAGGCAUCAUUGGCUGGCAAAGUCUAUAAGGUUCACAAUAGAGGCUCUAUCAGUCACACCCACUCGUUUCAGGAAUCAUCCAUACAAGUCACAUCUCUCGCACUCCUCUGUGUGUUCUUGGUAUACGUUGCUGUGGGCGCAUUACUAUUACCAGCCUUGAAUGGAGAGGUGCGCUUCUUCUUUCUUUAGAUCUUCAAUUCAUCAACUGUUUUGCAGUUAGACUUUUUCAACGGUCUCUACUUUAAUUUUCUCUGUCUAACUGCAAUAGAUUUCGGUCAACUGGUGCCAAUUCGGGUUGAACUUUUGCCUAUCACAUUUCUAUAUGUGUGCAUUGGUCUCGCCAUCACAACCAUUGCAAUAAGUGAGUCUCUUUUCCCAGUUUCUAUAUUUUCCAUUCCCAUUUUCAGACAUUGGCUCUGAGUACAUGAAAAAGCUGCAUUACUGGGGCAAGAAGAUGAAGAACGCGGCUCAGACCCGAAUUUGGUUUGGCGGAAAAACGUAAACUAGACAACUUUUACUUUUUUUUUUUUGUCUAGACAACUUUUACUUUCAAGUUAGUCCAUUUCAGAUUGAAAGUUCGAGAUCUCUUGCACGCGGUCGGAAAGAAAUGUGGUGUCGAGCCAGGAAUGAUUGAUGCUUUGGACUUGGAGAACGUCGUGGAGAGGACGAUUGCAAUUCAGGUCCUACAUUUCGUUUUCAAUCAACUUGAAAAAUAGCUAUGCAUUUUUUAGGAGGGAAGAGAGCCUCCGGAUGAUUUAAAUGAGGAACCUCCUCGAGAACCAUCUCCUCGUUCCAUCAUCCAUUCUCCCUGUUCCGCACGACCAUCGAAUCCGCCAAUGAGUCCUCCAUCACCUCGAGAAGACCACCCAUUUAUAUUCAAAAUGUACUUCCCCAUCCCAUUUCCCUCAUCUAUCUUCUUUUUUCUUCUUUUAGGGACACUCCUGCACCACGCAGCCCAUUGCCUUUGCCCACAUAUGAAUUGGACAUUAAAAAGCCGAUAUUUCAAGCUUUGUCGAGCGAGUUCAUGAGCCAAUCAGCACAAGAAAAACUGUUUGAAGAUCUCGACACAUUCCACGUCGAAUGUAACACAGAACUAGUGGAAGAUAACAAGUGCGAGAGUGUAAUCAUCAUCGAACCACCGGCGACAUUCGAAGACAUGACAGUGCAGAACAGUCUGAAUGCCGAAGACUUUGAAAGAGAAGAGAAAGGUCGGUGA